This is a messenger RNA of Alternaria triticimaculans, 1530 nucleotides long. RefSeq lists its product as uncharacterized. The transcript is spliced from 5 exons. The coding region runs from base 1 to 1530 and encodes 509 amino acids. Lineage: Eukaryota; Fungi; Ascomycota; Dothideomycetes; Pleosporales; Pleosporaceae. The record is from RefSeq and is a predicted model, not a curated record.
AUGGUCCUCUUCCUUCUUGUUGGCCUGGCGAUGAGUGUUGCGCACUGCGUCUUUUAUCCGAAGCUCAAGGGCCAGAUAGUGGGGAAGGCCGACCAGCAAGAGGAGAAGAUUAGGUUUGGUACUGCGUUUGCCUUCCUCGCUCAGAUCUGCCUCGGCGCCAGUGUCUGGACUGCAUAUACUCAGUGGCUUUGGAGGACUUUGAUGAAGAAAGAUAUGACGUUCAAGGUGUUGAACUCAGCUUUCGGAGCUGAUACAUCAGUACUGUCUUUGCUUAACAUGGAGAUGUGGAAGCGGUUGAAGGUAGGAUCGGUAAUGGCUUGUCUGGCAUGGGGGUUGUUGCUUCCGCCUUUCUUCACGCCCGCGACUCUGUUCAUAGUCGAGGGAACCAACGUCGAAAACAUCAUCGCAGCCAUGCCACAUCCAUCCAUCGCAAAUGCCAGCGAAGCGCAUCGAUAUACCUACUCGCCGCCCAGUCAGCCCGGUACGACACAGUACUUUGAUGACAAGAACCGGAUAUUUUCUGGACCAAGGACCGUUAUGAAUCUCUUGGCUACUGCUACUUCAUCCCUUGGUGAGAUACUACCACUGGAUCUGCCAUUCAAUAAUUCCGCUUACGCCGUCGGUUUCUAUGCUCCGGUAAUCAGAUGCAGCCAGGCCAAUGAGACGGAAGAGCAUGCUAUCGACGCUUUCCUACAAGAGGAAAUGGCAGCAGUGGAUGGCACACUUAUAGAGACGGAUAAUGCGUACUUCAGCUUCGUGCCAACUCAUAAUAGCACUGGAGGCCUCACAGCAGUUUCGCAUCCUCGUCAACACGUACCUUCGAAACCAAUGAACGAGCUUUGGAUGACGUUUCUGCGGCCUAUCAUCAACGACCAAGGCGAGCGGGUCAAAUUACGCCAGUACCAGAUCUGCCGACCACACAACGCCUCCUACAGUCUGGAGAUCUCGCAGCAUCAUGGGCUGCAAAACGUAUCCGGCAAAUACGAGGUUGGUGAAACGAUCUCGUUUCCAGACGAGGGACCUGAUGAGAUCUCCAACAUGACUCAACAUGCGUACACAGCAUUCAUGUGGGUUAUGUGCGACCAACUGGUAGGCAAGCUAGCAUGGCUUAAAGACACGAGCAUCUCAGACAAGCAAGCAGCAGCUCAGUACGGCGUCAUCGACUCGCCUAUACAGCGUACUAGUCUAUUGGGCUCUGCCGAUUUAGACGCAUACUUUGAGUUUGACGAAGAGAAGGUGUUGUACAAAGGGCAGAAUAUGUCAACAGCCUUCAAGCUCAGUGAUCAGAGGCUACAGGACAAAGCGAUGGCGAGAAACCGGACGCUGGACGUUCUCAUCGAAGAACUGAGCUUCAAUUUGACGGUCAGCAUGAUGCAUAACAGGCUACUGACCAACAUGGCCAACACAACUGUUCAACUGACUACUGACGUAAAUCGCUACGACUACAAAGCCUACGGGUUGUUCGUCCCCUACGCUCUCGCCAACGCAUUCGCCAUCCUCUGCGUCAUCCUUGGCUUAACAUCGCUCUAG